AUGGCCAUCUCUACCCCUCUUCGAUUUGUUCCUGAGGACGGUGUAUUCGCGUUGAUGACCAUAGACCCUGUGGCAUCUCUCGAAUGCCUCCAUGAUCCAGAAGCGCUUGCAAUGGCCGCCUCGCUUACCUUCAAUGAUUAUCUGGUCUUUGUUCCUGGUACCAACCAAUCCAGAAAUCUCGAAGCCCCCUACCGUGAAGAGGUUGUUCACUUUGUCCUUCCACAGCGCCCAAACGACGUUCCCGAGAGAUUCAUUGACGCGGCCAUGUCAGUCCCCAUCCACCCAACCCUUGACGAAACACAUCCGGAGCGGGAGCCUCUGGAAACGUUGGGGGAGUUUCCUUGGCCAGGGUGCUUCCUCUCGCCUUUCAUCGGCGCGACAGUCCGUACCAGAAUAAUGCUGAGCGUUGACCCGAUUGUGUGCGAGCUUGCGCUGUCGCAGCGGAAACGUUGGAAGCGGUACGAAAAGGAGGAUAGACACCGCCAAGCAGACAGAGAAGUUGAAGUUGCGCGUUCAAUUUGGUCCUCGACGGACUCGGGCUAUGAAUCUGACUCUUUUGGAACAAUCACCAAUAACAUCAACCUUUCUUGCGGGAGUGUUGGCGCCGACAAGCACUCUCUCAUUGAUGGAGGCCAUAUAGAGCUCGAGUUCGCGCCAAUCGGACUCGGAGAGGGUGAAUUGGAUAUCCCACUAACAGUAACCUUUACACACGACUUGAAACGGAUGGAGGAGAUGAGCGAUCCCUUCGAAUUUUUCCUCGAGAAAGAAGCCCUGGAGCGCAUCGGGCGUGAGGCCUUAGAACGUAAUAAAAGAGAGGUUGGAUCUAGGAAAAUAAAGCAAAGCCGUAUUCUACCCCUUCAAGUAGAAUUUUGCGAUCAAUCGGGCCGGAUGCCGAGAUUCCUUCCUUCUCUCUUUUCGACCGCCGCUGUUGCCCUCGUCGCAUAUCUCUACCUUGUGUGGACUAGCAAAGAAAUGGCUGCAAUUGCGCCUCUCAAGUCUCUCGUUGUCCCCGCCCUCUCCAAACACACUGCCACUGUCAUCUUCGUUCACGGACUCGGAGACUCGGGUUUGGGAUGGCAACCUGUAGCAGAGAUGCUCAAUAAGGAGCUGCCCCAAGUCAAAUGGGUCCUGCCGAACGCCCCGACGAUGCCUGUAACCGCCAACGGCGGCAUGGUCAUGCCUUCGUGGUUCGACAUCCUUUCAUUUGGCUUCGACUCGAAGGAGGACAGGGAGGGCAUGCUCAAGACGGUCUACUCACUCAACCAGCUCAUCUCGGCCGAAGUCGACGCCGGCAUUCCCGCUAACCGAAUCGUCCUUGGAGGCUUCUCCCAAGGAGCCGCAAUGACCCUUCUGACGGGCCUCACUGGCGAGCGCAAACUGGCCGGGCUGGCGGUCCUGAGUGGAUGGUUACCAUUGCGCGCAAACUUCAAAUCCAUGGUCUCUGACCACGCAAAAUCAUAUCCGAUCUUCUGGGGUCAUGGCGCGGCUGACCCACUUGUUCGACACGAUUUGGCCGUUAAAUCAGUUGACUUUUUACGCGAAUCCAUUGGCUUGAAUACCUCCCCCCGCUGCAGGAGAGCUGAUCGGGCUAUCCUUCAACUCGUAUCCUGGCGUUGA
Mycena indigotica is the source of this 1617-nucleotide messenger RNA. RefSeq names its product Phospholipase/carboxylesterase. Lineage: Eukaryota; Fungi; Basidiomycota; Agaricomycetes; Agaricales; Mycenaceae. Gene Ontology annotation, cellular component: cytoplasm. The coding region runs from base 1 to 1617 and encodes 538 amino acids. The transcript is spliced from 7 exons. The record is from RefSeq and is a predicted model, not a curated record. Gene Ontology annotation, molecular function: palmitoyl-(protein) hydrolase activity; carboxylic ester hydrolase activity. Gene Ontology annotation, biological process: protein depalmitoylation.